AUGACAGACUUGGAGACAACAUUUUUGCGGAGUGCCAUCAAUGAGGUCCUACCUGACCUAGCUGAUGUAUCGAAAGACAUUUUGGAGGAGACAUUGCAGUCCCUUGGCAUCGAGACGAGUGAUGAUUUCAAGUUUCUCGAGGAAAGCCAAACUGCUGAAAGUAGCAGCGCAUCUAGUCCCUCACCAGCACUUCCACCAUCCCUGGAGUCUGUCUCACCCAGAAGUCCAUCUUCAGACUCUGUCAGCAGCUGCCAAAGCCCUGGUGUUGACUGGGUGAAUACAUACCAGGUUCCAUGGGACAAGUUCCCAGAAGAGUUAAUUCAGACUCUAGAGAGGGGAAAACGGCCGAGCCCUCGUCUAAGAAGGGAGAUGGUCCGCAUCGUUGUUUCUGAUAUGAUGCGACAAAGUUCUUCAGUGAGUAAGAGAAACUCAACAGAUGUUGCCAAAAAGAUGGUGGCAAAGUAUCCAAAAUCUUUGCAAGACAUUAUAGAGGGAGAUGUCAUAGGCCCAGGUUACCACUCUCUUGUGAAGCAACUGCAAAAUAGAGUAGAGAACGUGAAGAGAUCUACAACACCAAAAAUAAGAAAAAGAAAGAGUCGCACAGAUGAUUCUGACACAGAUGAAAUCUCUCCGCAACAAAGAGCAGCGAUCCAGGACACAUAUGGGUGCAUCAACUGGUAUGUAAAAUUCCUGCCCCUUGGAGAGACCCUGGAGAGCCAGCAAGAGAAGCAAGAAAAACUGAGGCGGAUGUCCCGGCAAACCCAUGCAGAUCAGGAGGCGGUCAAACAAUUAAUGAAGGCAACAUUCUACACACAACGAAAACAAGUCAACGAGGGGAAAAAUAUAAAAGACCUCCUGGAAGGCUGGCCCUCUUGGUUCAGUGAACUUGGCAUGGGUGUGCACUUCAAAGAGCUCACAGGAGUAGCACUUAAAGAAACUUUCAUACAGAAUGUGGACCUGAAGGGGAAGCGGCUCCUGAACUUCCUGAGUACAGUUUGCAUGACCAAGAGCAAGAAGUUCUUGCAGGCUGCAACCAAGGUGAAAAUGUUGAGAGGUGCUGAGCGGAGCGGCUGCUCUGAAGAUGUGAAAGAAAUGGUCCUGCUGCUGCUGGCCUAUUUUGACGAAAGGGAAGAGAUGAUGCUUUCUAAUGUGGAGGACACCUGUCUGGCAGGGGAAGUCCAGACGGACAAGCUCCCCUUAACUCCUACCAUCAUUGUCUGUGGGCAAUCCUGCUUUACUGCCACACGAUGUAUGCUCAGUGUUGACAGAACCAUUGUUCAGGAGAACAUCCCCUCCUUUGUGUCAUCAUUGUGUCUGAUGUUUGGAAGCUACUACAACUUCAACAUCCAUUAUCCAUCCGGACUGGCAUCCACCCUGGAGUUCCUGCAGAGAUGCUUUUUCUCCAUAAAUCCCGAGAAGGGCACGAAAGUGGAAAAGACCAGCACCUCCCGUCUACACGUGAACCCCAGAGUCCUCACGUUGAUACAAGACCUUUCAGAUCAUGAGUGGCGGGACAUGUGAAUAAAGACUCAAAUGCUUUUCCACCAUCAACACAGAAGGCACCGAAGUGGAGAAGAGCGACAGUUCCUGUCUACAACCCCAGAAUCCUCACCCUGAUUGAAGAAGGUUUCUUCAUGCUUAGUUCAUUAAGCUUUAUUUGUAAAUGUUACAGAUAAAAAUACGUUAUAGACUGGUUAUAGUUGUUGCAAUUGAAUUUUUUCAUAUUCGAGGCAUUAUUUCAAAUGUUUGUUUGUUUUUCCUUUGAGGAAAAAUGGAAAGGAAUACUUAAUUCCUUAGUUUGAUGUUGAGACAAACAAAAUACACACAA
This is a messenger RNA of Myripristis murdjan (pinecone soldierfish), 1828 nucleotides long. RefSeq lists its product as uncharacterized. The record is from RefSeq and is a predicted model, not a curated record. The transcript has 5 exons. The coding region runs from base 1 to 1521 and encodes 506 amino acids. Lineage: Eukaryota; Metazoa; Chordata; Actinopteri; Holocentriformes; Holocentridae.